This is a messenger RNA of Stegastes partitus (bicolor damselfish), 6054 nucleotides long. Its product is annotated as myosin-6-like. The transcript is spliced from 39 exons. Gene Ontology annotation, cellular component: myosin filament; cytoplasm; myosin II complex. Gene Ontology annotation, biological process: muscle filament sliding; cardiac muscle contraction; adult heart development. Lineage: Eukaryota; Metazoa; Chordata; Actinopteri; Pomacentridae. Bases 120 to 5942 code for a protein of 1940 amino acids. Gene Ontology annotation, molecular function: actin filament binding; ATP binding; microfilament motor activity. The record is from RefSeq and is a predicted model, not a curated record.
CUCCUGGAUGUAUAAAAAGAGGAGUUCAGAAAGAGGAGUGAGGACAGGAACAGAGCAUCUGCAGAAACCCAACAGACCAAAUCUAUCUAGGAGGAGAGGAACAAGGGACAGCUUUCAAGAUGUCCAGUGACUCCAUCAUGGCGGAGUUUGGGCCUGCGGCUCCCUUCCUGAGGAAGUCAGAGAAGGAGCGCUUAGAAGCCCAGACCCGAGUCUUCGACAUGAAAAAGAACUGUUUUGUGCCUGAUCCUGAGGUGGAGUACGUUAAGGCCCUCAUUACCAGCAGAGAUGGCGACAAAGUCACCGUUGAGACUGAGCUUGGAAAGACUGCCACCCAUAAGGAGGCAGACAUCCACCCUCAGAACCCGCCAAAGUUUGACAAAAUCGAGGACAUGGCGAUGUUCACCUUCCUCCACGAACCUGCUGUGCUGUUUAACCUCAAAGAGCGUUACGCAGCGUGGAUGAUCUACACCUACUCAGGGCUGUUCUGUGUGACUGUCAACCCCUACAAGUGGCUGCCAGUGUACGAUCAGUCAGUGGUCAACGCCUACAGAGGGAAGAAGAGGAGCGAAGCUCCUCCUCACAUCUACUCCAUCUCUGACAACGCCUACCAGUACAUGCUGUCUGACAGAGAAAACCAGUCCAUCCUCAUCACCGGAGAAUCUGGUGCAGGAAAGACUGUGAACACCAAGAGAGUCAUCCAGUACUUUGCCAGCAUCGCAGCUGUUGCUGGCAAGAAGGAUGCCAGUCAGGAGAAGAAGGGCACCCUGGAGGAUCAAAUCAUCCAGGCCAAUCCUGCUCUGGAGGCUUUUGGAAAUGCCAAGACCAUCAGAAACGACAACUCCUCCAGAUUUGGUAAAUUCAUCCGAAUCCACUUUGGAGUCAGUGGAAAGUUGGCUUCUGCUGACAUUGAGACAUAUCUGUUGGAGAAGUCCCGUGUCACCUAUCAGCUCAAGGCUGAGAGAGACUACCACAUCUUCUACCAGAUUCUGUCUCAACAGAAACCAGAACUGCUGGAAAUGCUGUUGAUCACCAACAACCCCUAUGACUACUGCUACAUCUCCCAAGGAGAAACAACCGUCGCCUCCAUCAAUGAUUCAGAAGAACUGAUGGCGACUGAUGAAGCUUUUGAUGUCCUGGGCUUCACCCAGGAGGAGAAGAACGGCAUUUACAAGCUGACAGGUGCCAUCAUGCAUUAUGGAAACAUGAAGUUCAAGCAGAAGCAGAGGGAAGAACAGGCAGAGCCAGACGGCACAGAGGACACUGACAAAGUGGCUUAUCUCAUGGGCCUGAACUCUGCUGACCUCAUCAAGGGACUGUGUCACCCAAGAGUCAAAGUAGGCAAUGAGUGGGUUACCAAAGGUCAAAGUGUGCAGCAGGUGUACUACUCCAUUGGUGCUCUGGCCAAGUCAGUGUAUGAGAAAAUGUUCCUGUGGAUGGUGGUGAGAAUCAACCAAUCCCUGGACACCAAGCAGCCUCGUCAGUACUUCAUUGGUGUGCUGGACAUUGCUGGCUUUGAGAUCUUUGAUUUCAACACCUUUGAGCAGCUGUGCAUCAACUACACGAAUGAGAAGCUGCAGCAGUUCUUCAACCACCACAUGUUUGUGUUGGAGCAAGAAGAGUACAAGAAAGAGGGCAUCGUGUGGGAGUUCAUUGACUUUGGCAUGGACUUGGCAGCCUGCAUUGAACUCAUUGAAAAGCCCAUGGGCAUCAUGUCCAUCCUUGAAGAGGAGUGCAUGUUCCCCAAAGCCAGCGACGCAACCUUUAAAGCCAAACUGUACGACAAUCAUCUGGGUAAAAGUCCCAACUUCCAGAAGCCCAGGGUUGUUAAGGGGAAGCCAGAGGCCCAUUUCUCCCUCGUUCACUACGCUGGUACUGUUGAUUACAACAUCACGAACUGGCUGGAGAAAAACAAGGACCCACUGAAUGAGACGGUGGUUGGACUCUAUCAGAAGUCCACUCUGAAGCUACUCUCUUUGUUGUUUAUGGGUUAUGCUGGUGCAGAGGCAGCCCAGGAUUCAGGAGGCAAAGGAGGAAAGGGAGGAAAGAAGAAGGGUUCUUCCUUCCAGACUGUGUCUGCUCUGCACAGGGAGAAUCUGAAUAAACUGAUGACCAACCUCAGGUCAACUCAUCCUCACUUUGUACGCUGCAUCAUCCCCAAUGAGACGAAGACUCCCGGGGCGAUGGAGAAUCCUCUGGUCAUGCACCAGCUGCGCUGUAACGGCGUGCUGGAGGGCAUCAGGAUCUGCAGGAAGGGAUUCCCCAACAGGGUCCAAUACGGAGACUUUAAACAAAGAUAUCGCAUCCUGAACCCUAAUGCUAUUCCUGAGGGACAGUUCAUCGACAACAAAAAAGCUGCAGAGAAACUUCUGGGCUCGUUGGAUAUCGAUCAUGAGCAGUACAAGCUGGGACACACAAAGGUGUUCUUCAAAGCUGGUCUGCUGGGCGUUCUGGAGGAGAUGAGAGACGAUCGCCUCGCGCUCAUCAUUACUGGAAUCCAAGCAAGAUCCAGAGGGCUACUCGCCAGGAUCGAGUUCCAGAAAAUUGUCGAGCGCAGAGAUGCCUUACUGGUGAUCCAGUGGAAUGUGCGUGCCUUCAUGGGUGUCAAGAACUGGCCCUGGAUGAAGAUGUUCUUUAAGAUCAAACCUCUGCUGAAGUCAGCUGAGACUGAGAAGGAGAUGGCAAACAUGAAAGAGGAGUUCACCAAGCUCAAAGAGGCUUUUUCAAAAUCUGAAGCCCGCAAGAAAGAGCUGGAGGAAAAAAUGGUCACGCUUCUCCAAGAGAAGAAUGACCUGCAGCUCCAAGUCCAAUCCGAGCAAGACAAUCUUUCAGAUGCUGAGGAGCGCUGUGAGGGUCUGAUCAAGAGCAAGAUCCAGCUCGAGGCCAAAACCAAAGAGCUGACAGAGAGGCUGGAGGAUGAAGAGGAGAUGAACGCAGAGCUGACUGCCAAGAAGAGGAAGCUGGAGGACGAGUGUUCAGAGCUCAAGAAGGACAUCGAUGACCUGGAGCUGACUCUGGCUAAAGUGGAAAAGGAAAAGCAUGCCACAGAGAACAAGGUGAAAAACCUGACGGAGGAGAUGGCAGCUUUAGAUGAAAUCAUCUCUAAGCUGACCAAAGAGAAGAAAGCUCUCCAGGAGGCUCAUCAGCAAACACUGGAUGACCUGCAGAGUGAGGAAGACAAAGUCAACACUCUGACCAAGGCCAAAGUCAAGCUGGAGCAGCAAGUGGACGAUCUUGAAGGGUCAUUGGAGCAAGAGAAGAAAGUGAGAAUGGAUCUGGAAAGAGCCAAGAGAAAACUGGAAGGAGACUUGAAGCUCACGCAAGAAAAUGUGAUGGAUCUGGAAAACGAUAAGCAGCAGAUGGAGGAAAAGCUCAAAAAGAAAGAUUUUGAAAUCAGCCAGCACCUCGGUAAAAUAGAGGAUGAACAGGCCAUGAGUGCUCAGCUCCAGAAAAAACUGAAGGAGUUACAGGCUCGUAUUGAAGAGCUGGAGGAAGAGCUGGAGGCAGAGCGAGCUGCCCGAGCCAAGGUGGAGAAGCAGAGAGCCGACUUGGCCCGAGAGCUGGAGGAGAUCAGCGAGAGGCUGGAGGAGGCCGGAGGAGCCACCGCUGCCCAGAUCGAGAUGAACAAGAAGAGGGAGGCAGAGUUCCAGAAGAUGCGCAGAGACCUGGAAGAGGCCACGCUGCAGCACGAAGCCACCGCUGCUACGCUGAGGAAGAAGAACGCAGACAGCGUGGCUGACCUGGGAGAGCAGAUCGACAACCUGCAGAGAGUCAAACAGAAGCUGGAGAAGGAGAAGAGUGAGCUGAGGCUGGAGCUGGACGACGUGGUCUCCAACAUGGAGCAGAUCGUCAAAGUCAAAGCCAACCUGGAGAAAAUGUGCCGCACUCUGGAGGAUCAGAUGAGCGAAUACAAGACGAAAUCAGAGGAGUCCCAGCGUAGCAUCAAUGACUUCACCAUGCAAAAGGCAAAGCUCCAAACGGAAAAUGGCGAGCUGAGCAGGCAGCUGGAGGAGAAAGACUCGUUGGUCUCCCAGCUGACCAGAGGCAAGCUGUCAUACACUCAGCAGGUUGAGGACCUGAAGAGGCAGCUGGAGGAGGAAGUCAAGGCCAAGAAUGCACUCGCCCAUGCGGUGCAGUCUUCUCGCCACGACUGUGAUCUGCUGAGGGAGCAGUUUGAGGAGGAGCAGGAGGCCAAAGCUGAGCUCCAGCGCAGCAUGUCCAAGGCCAACUCUGAAGUGGCUCAGUGGAGAACCAAGUACGAAACUGAUGCCAUCCAGAGAACAGAGGAGCUGGAAGAAGCAAAGAAAAAGCUUGCUCAGCGUUUGCAGGAUGCUGAGGAAGCUGUUGAGGCUGCAAAUGCCAAAUGCUCCUCCCUGGAGAAAACCAAACACCGGCUUCAGGGGGAGAUUGAGGAUCUCAUGGUGGACGUGGAGAGAUCUAACGCUGCUGCUGCAGCUCUGGACAAGAAACAAAGAAACUUUGAUAAGGUCCUUUCUGAGUGGAAGCAGAAGUACGAGGAGUCUCAGACUGAGCUGGAAGGAGCCCAGAAAGACGCUCGUUCUCUCAGCACUGAACUCUUCAAACUGAAGAACUCCUACGAAGAGUCUUUAGAUCAUCUGGAGACCAUGAAACGAGAAAACAAGAAUCUCCAAGAGGAGAUUUCUGACCUGACUGAGCAACUUGGUGAGGGAGGAAAGAGCAUCCACGAGCUGGAGAAGAUCCGUAAGCAGCUGGAGCAGGAGAAGGCUGAGAUACAAACCGCUCUGGAGGAAGCUGAGGGUUCCCUCGAGCAUGAAGAGGGUAAGAUCCUUCGUGCUCAGCUGGAGUACAACCAGGUGAAGGCCGACAUCGAGCGCAAGCUGGCGGAGAAGGACGAGGAGAUGGAGCAGGCCAAGCGUAACCACCAGAGAGUGGUGGACACUCUGCAGAGCUCCCUGGAGGCCGAGACUCGAAGCAGAAAUGAAGCUCUGAGACUGAAGAAGAAGAUGGAGGGAGAUCUCAAUGAGAUGGAGAUCCAGCUGAGCCAGGCCAACAGGCAGGCAUCAGAGGCCCAGAAGCAGCUCAAAGGAGUCCACACCCACCUGAAGGACUCACAGCUGCAGCUGGACGACGCUCUCCGUGCCAAUGAAGAUCUGAAGGAGAACAUUGCCAUGGUGGAGAGACGUAACAACCUGCUGCAGGCCGAGCUCGAUGAGAUUAGGUCUGUGGUGGAGCAGACUGAGAGAGGUCGCAAGCUGGCUGAGCAGGAGCUGCUGGACGUCAGCGAGAGAGUUCAGCUGCUGCACUCACAGAACACCAGCCUGCUGAACCAGAAGAAGAAGCUGGAGGGUGACACCUCUCAGCUCCAGAAUGAGGUGGAGGAGGCUGUGCAGGAGUGCAGGAAUGCUGAAGAGAAGGCCAAGAAGGCCAUUACCGAUGCAGCCAUGAUGGCAGAGGAGCUGAAGAAGGAGCAGGACACCAGCGCCCACCUGGAGCGGAUGAAGAAGAACAUGGAGCAAACCAUCAAAGACCUGCAGCACCGCCUGGAUGAAGCCGAGCAGAUCGCCAUGAAGGGUGGCAAGAAGCAGAUCCAGAAGCUGGAGGCCAGGGUGAGAGAGCUGGAGAACGAGGUGGACAUGGAGCAAAGGAAAAGCAGCGACUCAGUGAAAGGUGUUCGCAAGUACGAGAGACGCAUCAAAGAGCUGAGCUACCAGACAGAGGAGGACAAAAAGAACAUGAGCCGUCUGCAGGACCUGGUGGACAAACUGCAGCUGAAGGUUAAAUCCUACAAGAGGAGCGCGGAAGAGGCUGAGGAACAGGCCAAUGUCAAUCUCGGCAAGUUGCGCAAGUUACAGCACGAGCUGGAGGAAGCAGAGGAGAGGGCCGACAUCGCCGAGUCGCAGGUCAACAAGCUGAGAGCGAAGAGCCGCGACUCCGGAGCUAAGAAAGCUCACGAUGAGGAGUGAAGCCUUCCACCGAGGCCUCAUGAACACACAGCAGUUAGACGGUAGUGUCGUAGCUUUCCUUUGUUCUCCAUGCAACAUGAGCGGAAUAAAGAAUAAAUGAGUUCUGAAUGCA